AUGGCUCUCUCUGACUCUGACGAUGACGAAUCUGAAGAAGAGGAAGAAAGCGAGGACGAGGCCCCAGGAGCCCUUUCCUCCUAUGCAGUAGCACAAGGGAACAAGAAGAAGAAUCUAACGGAUUUUGAGGCUUUUGAUGAGGGUGACGAGAAUACGACAGUGGAGAAGAUGAAGACGAUCAUGGCUCUGCGUGAGACUCUGGGAAUGGAUCAAGAUACGCAGUGGUUGAUAGAGGAGAAGCGGAAAGAAGAAGAGAAGAAACGCCAGGAAAACAUGACAAUGGAAGAAAAGACUGCGGCAUCGGGAGACAUGAUGGCCCGUAUUCGAGCGAAGCACAUGGCCAAGCAAAAAGAGUUGGAAGUCGAGCAGGAGAAAGCUAAUGAAGAAAAGCGUGCCUUGAGAGCCAAGGCGGCCUUGGAAGCGGCCGCCAAAGACUCGGAUGACGAGGACAGUGACGACUCGGAUGCUCCAAAGAAGAAGAAAAAGAAGAAGAAACCCAAGAAGGUAGAGAGCUCGGAUGAAGAGGAGGAGGAAGAAGAGGUUCCCAAGAAGAAGAAGAAGAAAAAGAAGAAGAAAGUUGACUCUGAUGACGAGGAAGAAGAAGAGCCCCCAGAGGAGGAAGUCAAGAAGAAGAAAAAGAAGAAGAAGAAACAAGUUGACUCUGACGAGGAGGAGGAAGAAGAGCCACCAGAGGAGGAAGUCAAGAAGAAGAAAAAGAAGAAAAAGAAAAAAGUUGAGACUGAUGACGAGGAGGAGGAGGAUGAGCCACCGCCAGAGGAAAAGAAGAAGAAGAAAAAGAAGAAGAAAAAACAAGUGGACUCGGACGAUGACGACUAG
Messenger RNA from Seminavis robusta, 837 nucleotides. The record is from the annotation of a GenBank genome assembly. NCBI's taxonomy places the organism in Eukaryota, Bacillariophyta, Bacillariophyceae, Naviculales, Naviculaceae.